Messenger RNA from Hordeum vulgare subsp. vulgare (domesticated barley), 2357 nucleotides. Its product is annotated as glutamate receptor 2.9-like. The coding region runs from base 22 to 2079 and encodes 685 amino acids. Gene Ontology annotation, molecular function: signaling receptor activity; ligand-gated monoatomic ion channel activity. The record is from RefSeq and is a predicted model, not a curated record. NCBI's taxonomy places the organism in Eukaryota, Viridiplantae, Streptophyta, Magnoliopsida, Poales, Poaceae. The transcript has 5 exons. Gene Ontology annotation, cellular component: plasma membrane.
UACACCGAGUUAGUAGAGAGAAUGCAGCGCGCGCGCACCAUGGGCAUGGAGUCCCCGGCAACAAGGCGCUUGCUCGUGCUCGUCCCUCUGCUCGCGCUUUGGAGCAGCGCCGUCGCUGUUGCAUCGCCGUCAGCGGCGGCGGUGGCUCCGCCAGUGCGGGUCGGCGUGGUGCUGGAUCUGACAAGCGACGUCGGGAGGGAGAGCCUCGCCUGCAUUUCCAUGGCGCUGGAAGACUUCGACGCCGCUCACGCCACCUCCGGCGACGCGCCGCGGGUCGACCUGCGCGUGCGGGACUCGCGCGGGGAUCUCGCAACAGCUGCCGAGGAGCUGAUCAAAAGUGGGCAGGUGCAAGCCAUCAUAUGGGCUCCUCGGACACUGACCAAAGCAAAUCAGGUCGCCCAUCUGGGGCACCGCAGCAACCACGUUCCAGUUCUUUCCUUCUCCGGCAUUUCUCCAACAUCAUGUGCUUUCUGGCUUGAAGAUCCUGUAGCAGCUUCCAGAGGCCAUGCCAAGUUUGGAUUUACACUUGGAAGUGACAACAUAACCUUUACUAAUCCGAAAAUCGGUAGAGGAGUUGGGAGAAAACUAGACACAUCAAAGUCAAGGAAGAAUUGCAGAGGUAGUAAGACGGGGCUGAAGAUUGCCGUGCCACUGAAACUAGGUUUUCACGAUUUUGUGACUGUUACUGAACCUAAUUCAGCGAAACAAGAUGUCACUGGCUACAGCAUUGAUGUCUUCAAGGCUGCUAUGGGGAAAUUACAUCCUUCUCCAUGCUAUACAUUUUUUGCCUUCAACGAUACUUACGAUGAGCUAGUGGGAAACGUGUCGUCGGGGGUGUACGAUGGUGCAGUAGGCGACGUGACCAUAACUGCAGAUCGAGUCAACACCACCGACUUUACAGUGCCAUAUACACAGUCUGGUGUGUCUAUGCUUGUGCUUGUCGAGGAUGAACCGGAUACAAUCAGUUGGGCAUUUACAAAGCCACUAAAUGGGAAGCUUUGGUUUGCAAUCAUGGUAUUCUUCUUAUAUACUGGCUUUGUUUUGUGGAUGAUUGAACUUCCCAAAAAUCAGGAGUACCAAGGAUCAAGUUUGAGACAGUGUAGCACUGCCCUCUAUUUUGUUUUCUCCACUUUGACAUUUUCACAUGGUCAUACUAUUAGAAGCCCCUUGUCAAAAAUUGUUGUUGUGAUAUGGUGCUUUGUAGUGCUGGUUCUUGUCCAGAGCUACACAGCAAGCCUGUCAUCCAUUCUGACUGCAAAGAGGCUCCGUCCUAAGUUGACAGAUUUUUCCCAGCUCCAGCAGAGUACUGGUCACUUUGUAGGAUACCAAGAUGAUUCAUUUGUGCGGUCCUUCUUGCUGAACCAUAACAUUAGUGAAAACAGGUUAAGGAACUACACGACGAAAGAAGAAUAUGCUGAUGCUUUGUGGAAGGGAUCCAAGAAUCAAGGGGUGUCGGCUAUUGUUGAUGAGAUCCCCUAUUUAACUUCUUUCCUCUCUGACCCUCGGUACAGAAAUGAUUUUAGGAUGCUCGGGUGCAUAUACAAGACUCCUGGAUUUGGUUUUGCAUUUCGUCUAGGUUCUCCGCUAGUGCAUAAUAUAUCGACUGCCAUCCUGAACCUAGCAGAAGAGGGUGAGGGCUCACGAAUCGAAAGGAAUUGGUUUGACACAAGUUCAUCGCUGAUAGGAACUGGCAUGGUACCAGACACUGAUUCCGCACUUCUCACUUUAAAAAGCUUCUCUGGUCUCUUCGUUAUUACUGGAUCCAUUUCAACUCUCAUGCUGUUGAUAAGCAUUAUGAGGUUGAUUUAUGCCAAAUGUACUGAGUUGAGAAAGGCUGAUGUGGAAAGUGUCAGCUACAGUGGCACCGACGACGAGUCCCGUCUGUUGCAGAAUGGCAUAGGUGACAACCCCAGCCCUGAUCAACAACCCUUCCAUGAAGCUGGCAAUAAUAAUUCCGGGGAUGUCCAUAUGAGCGGCGAAAAUGUUGGAGACACAUUGCCUAACCCAGUGCAGCAGAAUGGCAUGCAUGGUGGCCCUGUGCCUGCAGGACACAUUCAGAUUGAGAUGCGCAAUGUCUAAGGUGAAGGGAAGCGCCAGAUAUAUGGUCAUAAGUACUUCCCUCGUCAUUGAACUGAUGCUGCAUUACAUACCUUGGAGUCUUGGACCAUAUAGGAUUAGUUCUAUCCUCUCUUCCACGCGCUCUUGGAAAGAAGAGGUAGAUGUUCGAUCAGUGUGCAUAUUCUCUUUAGACCGAAUAAUUAUGUUUUCAAAGUAGUACCAAUGUACUAGACUAGAAGUUCUGUAAUUUCAUUUGUAAUAAAUAGAUGGUGAUUUAGAUAGCUAGGUAUAGUCCUCAA